AAAGGUUCCCCUCUUCAAGCACAAAGGCAUUGUAGAAAGAGGAAAAACUUGGGGAAAACACAGUCACACGUGUAUUAGCCCUCAGAAGCCACAAGCUUGACCUGCAAGCAUGGUCACUGCCUCUUCCACAGCUCCAAGUGGAACCAGGAUGAACUGGCAGGACAUUUUCAAAGAGAAGCUUGCAAAAAUGCAUGUAACAGAGCAGUGGACACUUCAGGAGGAUGAUACCCUGCAGGCGCAGGCCCUCAGUCCUGGCUGGAAGGAGUUUGUGCAGCGCCAUGCUCUUGGCAGGUUUCAGUGCUCCCAGUGCUGUCGUAAGUGGACUUCGGCCAAAGUGCUCAUCCUGUUCCACAUGUGCCGGUGCCCAGGCCGGGGCACAGUAUGGAUGCGAGUCUUUCGCCAGGAAUGCAGGUGCUGCCGCAACUCCCAGCUGGAGUAUCCUGAGUUCAGCCUGGAGACUGUGGAGAGGAUUCUGCACAAUCUGGUGGAUGUAGUGGGACCUGGAGAUUGCAAAGAGGAGCUGAGGUGAUUGCUCAGGGAGCUGAUGGAGUGCCUGGAAAACUGG
Empidonax traillii (willow flycatcher) is the source of this 565-nucleotide messenger RNA. Its product is annotated as receptor-transporting protein 3-like. The transcript has 3 exons. The coding region runs from base 110 to 529 and encodes 139 amino acids. The record is from RefSeq and is a predicted model, not a curated record. Lineage: Eukaryota; Metazoa; Chordata; Aves; Passeriformes; Tyrannidae. Gene Ontology annotation, biological process: protein insertion into membrane; protein targeting to membrane. Gene Ontology annotation, molecular function: olfactory receptor binding.